Molecule: messenger RNA, 1146 nt
Organism: Impatiens glandulifera
Lineage: Eukaryota; Viridiplantae; Streptophyta; Magnoliopsida; Ericales; Balsaminaceae
Product: keratin, type I cytoskeletal 9-like
Exons: 4
Coding region: 1-1146 (381 amino acids)
Source: RefSeq, a predicted model, not a curated record
AUGGGGUACCCGUCGGGUAUCGCUACCCUACAAAUCGGGAAUGGGGAUCUAAAUAGACAUGUCGGGUUCGGGGUCGGAUCUGAGAGAGAAACCUCAAAUGACAAAGAUGCUGAAGAGAGUUCUUCAUCUGAGGGGGAACAUGAUCAAAAUGAUAGAACAGUCAAGCCUCUACCAUUUCCUGAUAUUAAUGCUGGUAACCUCCAUGAAAAUAUUCUCAAUCCUCUUCACAACAAGGGAAAUCUGUAUGAAAGAUUUCAGAGAGCAGAAAGGGAGCUGGAAGAAGAAGAGCGGAAUAAAACUGGAAAUGAGUCUGAGAAGGAUGAACCGGAGAAAUCCCUGCAGAUUCACACCAAAGUUAACCAUAUUCAAAGCAUGGCAGCAGAUUCACAAGAUAAUUCAUCCAAUGAAGGAUCCUCUACUGAUGGUACCAAGCUUCUGAAGUCGAUGACAUCUCUACUUACCUCUCUUCAAACGAAUGUGAUAACUAUGAGAUCAAAUAUGUUAAAGAUUUUGAAGACCCAGAAAGAAGACAUAAAAGAAUUUGCUGAAUGUGUCAAAAUCCUUAAAGAGUUGGAUAAUACACUGAAGAAAAAUACUCGUCAAUCGAAAAUGAUGAGUCUUGAAAGACAAAUUAAUCUUGAUAAUCAUCGUGAGGUCAUGGAAUCAAUGGAACUAUUCAAGAAUCAGAUGAUUGAAAUUCAAGGUAGCCUGAGAAGAUCUGAUGGUGAAAGAAUGGAGUAUGCCGACUCCAUUGCAAGGAAAUUUCAAGAGAAAGAAAAUGCGAAAGCUGCUGCUGAAAAAGAAAAAAUUUGUAUCACUCAAGGUGAGCCUAGCAGAAGAGGUGACAGUGUAUCAACCGGCACCAGAUCUAAGUGUGCGCCAACAAACGAUGAAAAUUCAAGGCCAACUAAAAGAGGUGGAGGUCGAAGCGGUGGUGAUCGCGGAGGCCAAAGUAGUAGUGGUGGUCGUGGUGGGCGAUCUGGUAGUGAUCGCGGAAGUCGUACCAGUGGCGGUGAUCGUGGUGGGAGAUCUAGUGGAAGCGGUCAUGGUGGUCGUGCUCUUCCUCCGUUUAAAAACCUUCUAACUGGUGAAGGGAUAAGCGGUGGAGGAUUUACCUAUCCAAUCGAUCCUCGAGGUUAUAUGUGA